Messenger RNA from Struthio camelus australis, 1965 nucleotides. The record is from RefSeq and is a predicted model, not a curated record. Lineage: Eukaryota; Metazoa; Chordata; Aves; Struthioniformes; Struthionidae.
GGCUUCAAGAUAAAGAGGUCCCCUGGAAGAAGGACCUUCAGCUCUUUGACUGUUGGAAAGAAGGCAAAACAGGGGUUCCUUUUGUCGAUGCCAACAUGCGAGAGCUGGCCGCAACGGGCUUCAUGUCUAACAGAGGGCGGCAGAACGUUGCCAGCUUUCUCACCAAGGACCUGGGUCUCGACUGGAGAAUGGGGGCAGAAUGGUUUGAAUACCUGCUGGUGGACUACGACGUUUGUAGCAAUUACGGGAACUGGUUAUACAGCGCUGGUAUCGGCAACGAUCCAAGGGACAACAGGAAGUUUAACAUGAUCAAACAAGGCCUGGAUUAUGAUGGCAAUGGGGAUUACGUCCGGCUGUGGGUGCCAGAACUACAGGGCAUAAAGGGAGGAGAUAUCCAUGCACCUUGGGUACUGAGCAGCACCUCUCUCUCUCAAGCGGGAAUAACUCUAGGCGAGACCUACCCACUACCAGUUGUGACAGCCCCGGAGUGGAGCAGACAUAUCAGCCAGAAGCCUCAGGGAAGAGGCCACCAUCCCAAGGGGAGGAAAGGUCCUGCACACACACCAACACAGCACAAGGACAGAGGGAUAGAUUUUUACUUUUCUCGCAAGAAAGAUAUAUGAGGAUGGCAGUCCAUGUGCUUGCUGGAGAAGAGCUCAAUGGCUGAUGAAGACACCAAGAUAAUGGUUAAUCUCCUCGAGCUACACCUAUGCAAGGAGUCUGGCCACAAUACAUAGGAACCUGCCUCAUAAAUGUUUCCAGGAACAUCAGCUGGGCGUAGAUAUUGGGAAGAUCUGUGUUAGCACUGAUCUUGAUAUGUUACCCAGUUUUCCCUUCAGCACUUAAAUUGCUGCUGUGAGCUCUUAGACAGCUAGCGGGUUGCACUCCAGAAGUGGCUGAGGGUCUGGCGUCAGUGCUGAGGGUCUGAUUCCCAAAUAUAGUAUAUCACUCUCAAGUCUGUAAAAUGCUUUGGCUGAAAGGGGCUGUAUAACUAUUAUUAACGAAAAUGGCGUGGUCUUUCUGUUGUGAGGUGGUGAGGCUGCUCUUCCAGUGCCUUUUGCUUUGCGGUGCUGUUUACAGCUAUUAAAGCUAGGUUUCUACCUCUCGUAACAAACUGGGGAAGAUGGUUUAUUGGAAGAGUUUUCACGUGGAAAUAUUUGUACUGAAUGUUCUUACGCUCAAUUUUUUCAUGUUGUAAAGCACUGAAGACACUGACCAUUCUGCAGUUAAGUUUUGCUACUGGAAUAUUUUAUCUUCCUCAUUUCCACUCAUGCAACAGAGAUCCAUAGACAGUGUGAGACUUCAGAGGAUGUUUUGGCAUUGUCUUCUAUGGUACUUCGGGAAAACCUGAAAGUUUUGCUUGGAAACUGUUCUGGAGGCAUUGUAGCACCUGGACUGUUUGUGAUACUAGCCUGGAAGAUGGAAAUUGUUCAACACAUAGCCGAGAACCAUACUCAGCACCAGCAACUAGUCUGAAACAGUUCUGCAGCCAUUUUAGGUGUUCUGUUUUUUACGGAAAAAUGUAUUGCUGCAAGAGUUUGUGAAUUUAGAGAUAUCCGUCUUUGACUGUGCUGUAGUGGAACACUGCUAUGAAAUGGAGAGCCCAGAUUUGAACCGCUGAAUCCUAGAAGCAGACCCCUCGCAGUGGAAAGGGCAUGGACAGGGCAUUUAUUACCACUAGGGAUCCCUUUGGGCCUCUUUGGUAAAGAACAAUAGCAUAAUUCUCUUUUAAAUCUCUUGUAACGUGAACUUAGAGGCUGGAUCCAUGGAUUAAGAAAAAGAACCAACGUGGAUCAUCACAACGUUGUGGAUCACAACGGCGGGCACUUCUGUCAACGUGAGACAAACCGUGGUUUUGAGCGUUCCCCGUGACGGUCCCACCGCGUGUCGGCUAACGGGAUCUGAUGAGGAGAUGGGGGGGCUCCUGACGAUGGAGGAGGUUCGGCUUUUAGGGCGGCUGCUUAA